GGAGAGUGGAGUCACGGAGGUGCUUGGUUUGGGCGAGUGCUCCAGGCAGAGUCGAGUCCAAACCCCCAAGAAGAAGCUUUAGAUUCUCUGAACAUGUCCCAGAAGGAUCCCUGCCAGAAACAAGCCUGUGAAAUACAGAAAUGCUUGCAAGUGAACAACUACAUGGAGUCUAAGUGUGAAACCGUGCUUCAGGAAAUGCGGAAGUGCUGUGCCCGGUACCCCAAGGGCAGAUCCAUCUGUUGUUCAGGGUUUGAGAAAGAAGAAAGGGAGAGAGAAAAGUUUAAGGCGACUUCAGACGGAAUUCCCCCACCACCUCAGUAACACAAUGCAGCUCCAGCAGGUGCCGGAGCACGGACUAACCUGCAGAGCUUGUGUGUGUUUUUUCAAGCCUUCUUUAGACUUUCAGGAAAGCCAGAUCGCUCCUAUAACACACCAUUCGGCACACCAAAAAGUAUAACGCAGUACCAACAGAUGGCCUGGUUAACAGACUUUAUUUUCGGUACCAAAACAUCAUCUACAUUGUCUUUGCAUUGCACCUGUGUCUGUGAAAUUCAACUUGAUGUUUUUAGAAUGCUUACCUUACUCUAAUCCAUCCUUGCUCUCAAAAUGGAGAACUGGAACCAAGUUAUUCUGGCUUCUGGAGCAGAGGUACAGGAAAUGAGCUCAGAAGAAUGAGUGAGUUUAAGUGUGACACAUAAAACAAGUCCAUCUUGACACAGCAAAGGUAUUGCUGCCAUCAUGCAGUAGUUCCAGACAACAUUUGCCUGUCCAGUGGUUCAAGCUCAAGAAUGGGAAUCAGGUCUGGGGAUUGUUCCUAGGUCUUGCAUAGAUCACGAGUGACUACAAGUCACUUUGCCUAAGUGCCUCACUUUCCCACUGGACAGACUUUUGGUUACUUUAUAUUUGAAUUGCCUACACGCUGCUAUUUGCAUGACAAAGAUGUUACAGGAACAUUAUUUCAGGGAUUGCUACAGGAAUAGGAUUUUUUUUAAAAAAGCAAUAUUCAUUUGAAAGAUCUGACUGUUGAUAUAAAAUUUAUAAAUUUAUGUAUAAUUGAACACCUUUAAGCAAUAUGUUACGAACCCAGCGUAGUUCAACCCGCUGGUACCCAGAGGCCUGUCACAAAGCCCUGGGCUAGAUCCAAGAACUGAUUUAGGUGCUGCUUACUGAACAAGCAGUUGUAGGCACUUGCUUUCAACACAGCAUUCCAGACUCACUCACAAGCCAGCUGUCUGGACCCCAGGGAGAGAUGGCUUUUCAGAAGCUCUCACCCGUGCAGCGGAAUUUCCUGUGACCUGUAGGAAGAGCUUGGUAGACAGGUUCCUGCAUCACCCUUCAGAGCUGCCUAAGUCUCUCCAUCCCCUGUAGCAGGAGUCCAGGCACCUCAGUGGGUGCCAAGUCCAUUACAGGGCCUAGGCACCUAAAUAUCAGACUUUGAACCCACUAGGCCCCUAACUCUGUCAUUAGAUCUAGCCGUAAAGGACUUUUGUGCUGUGAUCAAGUACAACUUACUUAUGAAAUACAGCUUCUAUAAACAGACCACUGUAGUCUAGGCACAAUAGUUGAGUGUAUUGAAGCCUAGAAGAGCAAACCGUCUGUAUUCACUGCUCUGAAAUACCAUGAUACAAAAUAAAUGACUGGAACA
Molecule: messenger RNA, 1645 nt
Organism: Aptenodytes forsteri (emperor penguin)
Lineage: Eukaryota; Metazoa; Chordata; Aves; Sphenisciformes; Spheniscidae
Gene: CMC4
Product: C-X9-C motif containing 4
Exons: 3
Coding region: 94-321 (75 amino acids)
Cellular component (GO): mitochondrial intermembrane space
Source: RefSeq, a predicted model, not a curated record